This is a messenger RNA of Lasiodiplodia theobromae, 2298 nucleotides long. Its product is annotated as Kinesin k39. The record is from RefSeq and is a predicted model, not a curated record. Bases 1 to 2298 code for a protein of 765 amino acids. Lineage: Eukaryota; Fungi; Ascomycota; Dothideomycetes; Botryosphaeriales; Botryosphaeriaceae. The transcript is spliced from 4 exons.
AUGCUAGCAGAACCGCUCCCACAGUCUAUACCGCUUCCGUUCACGGCCCAAGAGUUCUUCAUGAGACUGUUUGACGAAGCUGUUAAGUUCACCGAUGAGCAUCAUGUGAGCAUAAUUCACAGGCUGCUGAAUGGAGCUUGCCGGGAUCUGCUAGGAAUCCUUCCCGGGGAUCGAGUCCAAUACAUCGAAACGAAGGCCUACGAGUUGCUGAAGAACUGCACUGCGAAUCCAAAUGAAGGAGCCACCGAAGACCGACACCGGUUUCAAAUCUUGUGUCUAGGCUUGAUGGGUAUCCUACUUCCAACAUGCGAGUCUCAGCUCAACGAGGCUGUUUCGAUGGACAUGGUCAAUGAUGGUGGUCCAUCAGCUGCUCCGCAGCGAGUCAACCCGGUGAAGCACCUCGAAGAGAUCCCUAGGAUGUUCCAAACGAAAGCAGCACGUGCGACCUUGCGCUUCACAGUCACCUUAGCCAUCAGCAUCCUUAGCACACUCGCGGGCGACCUAGAUGAUGAAAUGGCUCGAUAUCUCGGAAUCAUUUCCAAAAUAUUGUCCAUUAUGCCAUCUGACGCCAGACAGAAGUUUCUCGAUGACGAUUCUAGGUUUGUCAGCAAGCUUAUUGAGAAAGUUCACAAGGCUGGAAGUCACCCCGGCGUACAACUUCAAGAUAGCCGUGAUUGGAGACGGCGCCUUGCAAGAGAGCUCGAGAUCCAGGAAAGGCAUCGGUUCGAUUUUAUCGAGCGAAGGAUGGGCGAAGUAUGUCGGGACCUGGAGGCGAGGUGCGAGCAGGUUGAAGAACCCCUUCGUUUGGAACAACAGAGGGUUCAGGAGCUGGAGGAAGAGCUGCGGAUGCUGAAGGAGCAACACGCUGAGCUCGCUGCUCAUGCUUCGAAUCUGGAAAGCCGUGAAGUCGACCGCGAAUUCUUCAUUCAGGGACUUGAAGCCGAGAAGGCUCAAGCUGAACAAGAUUUUCAAAACGCUAUCAAUGUCAACGAUGACCUCACGAACAGAGCGGAAGACCUUCAGCAGAAGCUCGAUGAUGCAAAUCAGACUGCAGAGAGGACUUUGGCUUCCGCACGUCAAGACUAUGACCGUAUGAAGUCGGAAUUGCGUGCGCUUUUGACAAAGGAGGAGACCAGGUGUGAGGAGCAAGCGGCAACCUUGGACCAGAUGAAAGCCCACAUAAUUGGCUUGGAAAACGACCUUGAUUCUGCUCAAGCGUACAUCGAACAGGAGCAGAAGGACAGCGAGGAGCUGAGGGCAAACCUUGAUGAUGCGCUGCAACACAUUGAGGAGCAAAAAACUGCCAAGCUCCAGGCUCAGGCAGAGGUUAGCGAUUUGCUCGAGAAAGAGGCAGCAUACAUCGAUCAGCUUCGCCAUGCUCAGGCAGCGCUUAUCGAAUCCCAUGGGACUUCUGCAGAAUUGAAGACAGAGCUUGACGCCCUGCAGAAGUCCUUGAGUGCCGAGAUUGAAUCUAUGCGUAAACAAGCUGAAUUGGACCUACACAGGGUGGUAGAAGAGGCAUCCAACGAGCGUCAAGCCAUGGAUUCGCACCUUCAACUGGCGAAAGAAGAAAUAGAAUGCCUAAUAGGCGACAAGGACGGCCUUUCCGCGGAGCUACAGGCCAAAGAAGCCCAGGUUGGAAAAUUGCAACGCAAGGUUGAGAAAAUGACGGAAGCGCGCGACAUUGCAGAGGCAAAAUUAGACGAGCUAGAGUCCUGGAGAAACAACAUCCUGAGCGUCAUGGGCGCCCCGACUGGAGGACCUGCCUUUCCCCCGAACCUUAACAGGCGCCGGACUUUUGCGGAAUCUGAGGGCAACUUAGAAAAUGGCAUUGACGAGGAUCCCGACCGUACUGAAAGCGAACGAACUCAAUCACCGCCUGGGACGCAACGCAGUGUCAGCGCCAGUCCGACGCCGAAGCGCGCAAAGGUCCAGCGCCAGCAGCCUUUCAAACCACCGACGCUCAAAACAACCGCAUCAACAUCAGCGGAUGCGAAACGCCGUUCAACGAGGUUAUCUCAGAGCCGUAGGGUGUCAACAGCAGCAAGAAAGCCGUUGAGUGACGUCUCUACCGAGCGCGGCAACCAAUCACCAAUGAGAAAAUCCGUCAGCGGAGCCAAGAAUGUAAAUUUUGAAGCGGUCACACCCCCAUGCGACAGGAGUGCUAAGCAAGCAUCACAGCUUGGCGGCUCGUUUGAUGUUUCGGACUUCUUGGACGGCACGCCGUUUACGCCCUCCGGACGGUGGCAACAACACCUUGAGAAUUUUGGAAGCGGUGACACAACUGUGGAUGUAUGA